AGUAGAGAAGAAAAACCACCUCAGGUCGGUUUUGGCUUCUGCAGAAAACCAGACAUGAAAACCACCGCAGAGCAACAAACAGCAGCGACUCAUCUGAUAUAUCCACCAUUUCCUCUGAAUCUCACAAAACCCAGAAAUAAUCACAGAAGAGAGAGAAAGCUCUAGAGAGAGAGAGAGAGAGAGAGAGAAAGAGAGAGGAAGAAGAAGAAUAUCUGUAUGUAAAUGCAAUUCAACUCAGAUCGGAAGAGGAAGGAAAAGCAGAAAAGCAGAAGCUGAGAGAAAUCACUUCCGCAUCAAUUUCAAAAGAACUUUUAGAUUCAGACCCAAAUCUCAAUCAUCAAAUACCCAAUUAGUCCCACAUGUUAUCACCAAACCAAACCACCAACUUGAUCAUCUCCAAGCAACCCAGACCUAGAAAUCACCAAACCCAGCAGCCCAAUCCUAACAAAAUCACACCCAAUUCAAAAUCUAUGAGGAACCCAUCUCUUACAAUCCUGCAAUGAACCAAACACCUUCCAGUUUAUCCCACUCUCCCACACUCUCCUCUCUCCACCACCACCAGAUUCACUUCCACCGCCAUAGCCACACUCCUUUCAAUUUCCGCCCUUCUUCUUCUUCUUCCUUUUCUUCUUCGCAUUCGUUUCUGUGUUCCGCUUCACUCGCAAUCAUUCCCUUCGCCACACGAUCACUGGUCCUGAAGCUUUUCCGCCAUUUCCGCUGUGCGCAUUUGCUCAGAGUCCACUGCCGCUUGCUUAUCCUCUUCUUUUUGCCUUCCCUUUACUUCUUCACAAGUUCCCGCCGCUCUUUCGUUCUCGAUUUCUCUCCUGUGAUCGCUUUCUCGGCAGCCCUUUUGAUUUCUCUCAACGUUGCACUUCCCCGUUUUGUUUCGACUCGGUUGUUUCUUUCCCGCUCUUUGCCAAUCAAGCUUUGUUCGUCUUCCCGCGUCUCUAAGCCCGCUCAGCCUGUUCUUUGGUCAAUUGGGUCGAAGCCCAAGUUGGACAAAAAGCCGAAUUCGGGGUCUUGGGUGCAGGUUUAUAGUAACAAGGAUGUUUAUGAGGGUGAAUUUGAUAGAGGGAAGUGUUCAGGAAGUGGGGUUUAUUACUAUCAUAUGAGUGGGAGGUAUGAAGGUGAUUGGGUGGAUGAGAAGUAUGAUGGUUAUGGUGUGGAAACUUGGGCCAGAGGUAGCCGGUAUCGUGGGCAGUAUAGGCAGGGCUUGAGGCAUGGAAUUGGGGUGUAUAGGUUCUUCACUGGUGAUGUUUAUGCCGGAGAGUGGUCUAAUGGGCAGUGUCAUGGGUGUGGAAUACAUACUUGCGAGGAUGGAAGCCGGUAUGUUGGCGAGUUUAAGUGGGGUGUCAAACAUGGACUUGGUCAUUAUCAUUUCAGAAAUGGUGACACAUAUGCUGGGGAAUAUUUUGCUGAUAGGAUGCAUGGUUUUGGAGUAUAUCGGUUUGGGAACGGGCAUCGAUAUGAAGGAGCCUGGCAUGAAGGAAGAAAGCAGGGACUUGGUAUGUACACUUUCAGAAAUGGGGAAACACAAUCUGGUCAUUGGCAAAAUGGGGUGCUAGAUAUAAACAACCAACCUGGAUCUUCUUAUGCUGCCAACCAUGCCAAAGUGCUUAACGCAGUCCAGGAAGCACAAAGAGCUGCUGAGAGAGCAUAUGAAGUGGCCAAAGUAGAUGAAAGGGUGAACCGAGCUGUAGCAAUAGCUAAUAAAGCAGCGAUUGCUGCACGAGUUGCAGCUGUAAAGGCCGUGCAAAAACAAUUACACCCAUUACAACAAUGACAGCAGUGGCACUACCCACAUUCGCCUAAUGCACCUACCAAUCAUCAUUAGCAUCAACAUCAUGCCUGUGUGGCAAAGCCACAGAAGCAAAACAACUACCACGUAAAUAGGUAUUUUGUUUUUCGUCUUUUCUAUUUUGUGUCUUUGCUCUGCAAUUAUUUUGAUGGGGAAUGCGAGGUACGUGCCUGGAACCACAUUCAGUCGAGUAUGUAUGGCUGAUUGAGGAGCAGGCAGAGGCAGGUUUUCCCCCUUUUUUUUCUUCUGGUUCUAGCCUCUCAACAAUACGUACAUAUGAGUAAGAGUGUGCAAGUUAUAAACCAAGGUUUUUGAUUUCACAUUUUUUGCUUCCUACUGUAAACGUUACUGGUUAUUGUUAUAUGUAAUUUUGCCUGGAUGAA
Molecule: messenger RNA, 2181 nt
Organism: Pyrus x bretschneideri (Chinese white pear)
Lineage: Eukaryota; Viridiplantae; Streptophyta; Magnoliopsida; Rosales; Rosaceae
Product: phosphatidylinositol 4-phosphate 5-kinase 9
Exons: 3
Coding region: 500-1783 (427 amino acids)
Source: RefSeq, a predicted model, not a curated record